Larimichthys crocea (large yellow croaker) is the source of this 2112-nucleotide messenger RNA. Its product is annotated as ras-related protein Rab-7L1. Gene Ontology annotation, biological process: endosome to lysosome transport; phagosome-lysosome fusion. Lineage: Eukaryota; Metazoa; Chordata; Actinopteri; Sciaenidae. The record is from RefSeq and is a predicted model, not a curated record. Gene Ontology annotation, cellular component: late endosome; trans-Golgi network; Golgi apparatus. The transcript has 5 exons. The coding region runs from base 287 to 940 and encodes 217 amino acids. Gene Ontology annotation, molecular function: GTPase activity; GTP binding.
UCGGUCGCGUUGCUCAGCUGCACAGAGAGAGAAGCCCGGUUUAAAGAGCUGUGGUUCAGUUAUGGUUUUAGGUUUAAAGCUGGCACCGUGGAGAGAAACAGAGUUAUCUCAGAAACAAGGAGCUUUGCAUUUUAAAGUUUGCAUUAAGUGAAGAGUUAAAGACUGAAGGUGAACAGGUUUAGGUUUAACAGAUGCAAAGAAAGGCUUAGGUGAAGUCAAAUCAAGGUGGUUUAUGGUGAAGCAUGUCAUUUCCUGACAUGAGGUUUGAACUUUGAGCCGUCGGUGGAUGUUGUCGUUGCUUGUCUGGCAGAGGAGAGCGAUGACCGAGCACCUGCUGAAAAUACUGGUUGUUGGUGAUGGAAACGUUGGGAAAACCUCCUUUGUGCGUCGCUACGUCAACGGACAGUUCAACAGUUCAUACAAGAUGACAGUGGGAGUGGAUUUUUCUGUUAAGGUGCUGCACUGGUCGGACAAAGAAAAAGUCAGACUUCAACUGUGGGACAUCGCAGGCCAGGAGCGUUUCAUUUCCAUGACCAGGAUCUAUUAUAAAGGCGCGCUGGGCUGUGUUGUGAUGUUUGACGUCACCAGUUCAGCCAGCUUCCUUAGCUGUCGCCGUUGGAAACAGGACCUGGACAACAAGGCUAUGCUGCCCAACGGAGACUCCAUCCCCUGCAUCCUACUGGCCAACAAGUGUGACCUGGCUGAGCGCGUCGUGUCAGCAGAGAGCAUCGGCAGGUUCAGCGAGGCCAACGGCUUCAUUACAUGGAUGGAGAUCUCGGUCAAAGACAACAAGAACGUCGGAGAGGCCAUGAGGAGGUUGGUGGAGGGGAUUUUCCUGAUCCAGUCCGGUCAGGACACGUUCCAUCCCAGAUCUAAAGGCAGCAUUCAUCCUGAAGCAGACUCCUCACAGUGCAACAGCAGAGUGGGCUGCGGCUGCUAAAACGCUGCGUUCACAACGGACAAGGUCCCACUGAGCAAGGCACUUCAACCCUCAGGUACUCUGAGGAGGGGUAGUGUCACCAGAACAAUUCUGUGGAUAACGAAAAGUUAAUGCAGCUCUUUGUUUCCAUGUUAAAGUUUUAAGAAUAGCUUUGUUCACACUCAGUGAUUCCAGCUUGUUAGAGGCAUUGUGCACUUGACACUAAAACAGGAACCCGGUACUAUUUAAAUCUGCACAGAUUUUGUUGCUAAGCUUCUGAUUUGUUUCACCAUUGACUGCCAGUUCCCCUUAUUAUUGUUAUUUCACUCUUGCUCAGAGGUUCUUUGUCUCGUUCUUUCAAUCUGUCAAUAAAUCAGUUUUUGAAAUCUCCCACAAACUCAUCACAGACCUCUGUCCCUCCAAAUGUGGUGCUUUCAGCUGUGUACAUAGUCCUAAAAAAAUAUGGGUUAACAUGAUUUUGGUCAGUAUUUCUGCAGAAAAGCAGCAGAGUAGCAUGAGCAGUGAUCUGGCUGAACGGACGAAUAAAAGAGCUCCAACAUCAACACACAGUAUCUCACUCGUAUUGUUUGACUGAGGUGAUCUCUGGAAAGUGGAUCAGUAACUACAGCUGUUGUGCUCCGUCGAAUUGACUGUUAUCAUUCGGGUGCUAGAGGACGAGGACAGAGAGAGACAUGAAGACAAACAGAAGGAGCUGAGGGAAGGUGUGUGUACGCUUAUUUAAUGGAAAGCUUGUCGGUGUGAGAACGAGGUGUGGAGCGUGCUCAGUGUGGUCGCCAAGCCACCUCCUCCAACAGGCUGAGUCAUUCAGACACAUGGCGUCCCCGUGCUAACAACGGGAUGUGUGUAAGUGUCUGUAUGCCAGUAAGGCAAAUGGUGUGUAGGUGCUGUUGUGUAUGUGUGUGUGUGUGUGUCAGAUGGAGGCACAUGGAUGUGCAUGUGCCCCGGCGACGUCAAGAGCUCACACACAUCCUGUCAACAUUAUGCUUUUUGAAUUGUCAGUAUGAAUCUUUGACGGCAGAGAUUUGUGGGUAAAUUCCCACUUUUCAAAUGAAAGCAUUCGCAGUUAGAAGAUUGUAAUGAUCCCAAAAAAAAACCUGUGAAACACCGUCUUUAUUAUUGUCAGAACUACAUCCAAGAGCUACAUAAUCAUUCCAAUAAAAUACAAAGAAAUC